AUGGAUAGGUUUGUUCUAGAGGCCAUAGACCUGGGUAAGUUAUACAAGAUGAAGAUACGACAUGACAACUCACUGAUCAAUCCAGCAUGGUUCCUGGAUAGAGUGGAAGUGUCUGAUGGGAGGGACAAAUAUGUCUUCCAUUGUGAACGAUGGCUGGCUAAGAAUAAAGAAGAUGGGAAGAUAGAGAGAACUUUGUAUGUGAAGGGUUAUGAUGGAGAUAUGUCAUCCAGUACAGGUACACUUAGAUCUCAACGAUUUGAAGGCUCUGUGGCAAGUCUGAAUUCUAUGGGAACCAGUCCAAGACCGUCUGGUAGGCAGCAGGCUGCUUCCAAGGAGAAUAUUCCAGAAGGCCCAACUAUUCCCUACACUGUCAAAGUCAGUACGGGUGAUGGAGAGGAUAACGGCACAGACAGCAAUGUUUGGAUUAGGAUACAUGGUCCAGGGAAGAAACAGACAGGUCGUAAGUUUCUAGAGCUGGUCCAGCAAGAGAGAUUUGAACCUAGUUCUGUUGAAACGUUCUCAAUUGAAGGUGUUGAUGUGGGCGAAAUAAGAAGCAUUGAG
Messenger RNA from Candidula unifasciata, 561 nucleotides. The record is from the annotation of a GenBank genome assembly. Lineage: Eukaryota; Metazoa; Mollusca; Gastropoda; Stylommatophora; Geomitridae.